AUGCCUACACCACUUCCAUCGAGUUUUGCCUCCGCCGCUGCCGGUAACACGCAGGACCCCAGUCGGAGAGGGGAUGGAGGAGCUGGUGGUGAAUGGUCUCGAUCUCGUAUGAACGGAGCCACUCAAACUUUCCGCCGCCCUUCUGUCGCUACUAACCCUUCUCACAUCCGAGAGAGUGGUCAACCUGCUUCCGCUUCGACACCGACGGCCCCCGGGGCAUACAUCCCACCCCACAUGAGCUCAAAUACCAUCCCCAGCACCCUACGCAACGGAGAUGCCCGAUACUCCAAGGAGCAGCUCCUAGAGAUGUAUAAGGCGCAGCGGGAGAACGGAGCUUUGGGUAAAAACGUGGAGGAAUACUUUGUGGCCGACUGGGAUCCUCAUAUGGUGUCAGCCCCCGCGAAUGGUGCGUGGGGGAAGCGGGACGACCACAAAUCCUCCGCGGGACCUGAAGUGUGUUGGGACCAUGGAGGUCAGGCUGAGCCGCUGGGCUUGUCUGAUAUGUCGGAUGGAGAGAAAGAAAUAUUCACUGCUUCGGUCAAUUCUCCCCUCAAGCCACCCCCCACGAACGCGCAGAAAGAAAAUACUGCACCAGGUACUGGGGGUCGCAAACAGUCCAUCUCUUACACCCAAGGUCAUACCAAUAACUACAAUACCUCCUCCCCGACGGGCAGCCGCCCGGGCGCGAGACGUCGUGAGACUGGUGACUCGAUCGGCAACCCCAUGUCCCCUACCGGCUCCAACUCGCGCUUUUUCCGCGAUGAGGCGACUACUUCCACCCCUCCUCCCGCCCUUUUGCGUCGGAAGACCGAUUUUCGAGAUCAAAAGCCUGACGACAAGCCUAAAGAAGGACAAGAAACUGCUUCUCCUUUCGGCUCGCCCUGGGGCUCGGCUUCGCACAAUGCCAACUUCUCUCCCAUGGGCGCUUUUGGAGCUUUCUCCCUGGGUUCCAGCACGGCCCAAACGCCAACGGAGAAGAAACCUGGAUAUGGAAGCCUUCGUGGAGAAAGCCGGUUCAAGGAUCUUCUUUCUAAGGAUAGCUCUGAGGAUAUUGCUGGGUCUGCUAAGGACAAGAACCUAGCCGGCCUCGAGCGCCUGACCGAAGAUGAUGGUGACCAACGUUCUCAGUCUCCUUGGGGAGAGGGGCUCAAGACGCGUGCAAACCGCAGUGAAACAAAUCCAUUUGAUGAACCUCGCAGUGGAAGCGCCGCGCUCGGUGGAUCUCAAGAUCUCGAAGCUCCGUCACAGGCUGACCUCGGGUUUGGCGCGUUCGGAAUGACUUCAAGCAUCCCAGGCUUCCGCGAAUUAAUGCAAAGCCAAGAGAAUUCCCGCAAUCCUACCCCGAGCUUGCUCCAGGGCCAUGAACCAACUAGCCCCACGAACACCAACCCCUAUCAAAGCCCUCAAAAUGAUCGGACUGCUGCCGACCCAGAGGAUAUGGAUACGGAUGGAUCGGACAUUCAGCAUUCUCAACACCCCGGUCUCAGUGGCUUGCGGGAUCCUUCAAACCCUUUUGGAUCGAUGAGACGGGUUGGCUCUGGCAUGGAUUUGCCUACUGUCGAUCGCAGCCAAAACUCCAGCGCCAACGCUAACCGUAACUUCUCGGGCCUUGGUGGCCUAGGUGGUCUCUCCUCUCUCGGCGGGGGUGCCGCUUGGCCGUCUGGAGGUGCCAUCGGCACUCCAACCCGCGAACGCUCUGCUUUCGCUAGCGGUUUCGGCGAUCCCAUCUUCGGUUCCAUGGGCGAUCUCCAAUCUCCAAGCCUGUCUACACUUGGAGGUGGAGGUCUCUUUAGCCCUCAUGCUGGUAUUUCCGGAACUGCUAGCAUAGGCCGAUCGAGCAAACUCGGUGCCCUUUUCUCAUCCGUGCAGGACGAACAAGGUCGCUCAGACUCGGUCGGCCUGGAAGAAGGGCUCCGACAAGUGGAUCUCCAGCAGACGGAGAAGCCCGGCCAGGCAAGUAAACCUGGGUCAAACCCGUCUCAAACACCUGUUUCGGCUGUUGGUUCUCUUCCGCCCGGAAUCGGUCACGACGGAGCUGGAGCAAUUCAGACUCCCGGGGGUACCGUGCCUUCUGCCCAGCAACGUUGCAUGGUGAUGCCUGAUCGCAUGCGCUGGAUCUAUCGCGACCCACAGGGCAAUGUCCAGGGGCCAUGGACCGGACUUGAGAUGCAUGACUGGUUCAAGGCUGGCUUUUUCAGCCCCGACCUGCAAAUAAAGAAGCUCGAAGAUAUUGAAUUUGAGCCAUUGGCUCAGCUGGUCCGACGUAUUGGCAACUCACGCGAGCCCUUCCUUGUUCCCCAAAUCGGCAUCCCCCAUGGUCCCGAACCCACUGGUGCUCAAUGGACUGGCCCUCCUGGGCAAACCACUACUACUGCUCAGCCUCCAUUCCCUGGAAGUUUCCCGAGUUUCGGCACUACCUUGACCGCGGAGCAACAGAACGCACUCGAGCGACGCAAACAGGAGGAGCAGUAUCUGAUGGCCCGUCAAAAAGAACAUCUCGCCCAGCAGCAAGCGAUUAUGAAGCAGAUUGGCCCUUCUACUAUGCAGCCCCAGCUGCAGCACCAAACUAGCGCCCACAGUCUUCAGAGCCAGCCCAGCUUCGGUAGCAUUGCUUCGCCGUCUGGUUACCAGCCAUCUCCAAUCCAGGCACCUGGCCAUGGCCAGCAGCAGCAAUCGCAAGGUGGGGUUGCCGGUUUCUUCGAUUCUGCAGCACCUACCCGACAGGGAGGUCUCCCGAAUGUCGGACCUGGAAUGCUAGGAACUGAGCUCGGUAGCCAAGACCAACUUCCGGCUCUACUGGAUCGCCUGAACGUCGGCCGCCAGGAUCCUUUUGCUUUUGGUGCAUCCAAUUCAUUCGCUGCUCGCCAGCCCGACAGCUUCCUGCACUCCCAGCAGGUUUCUUCAAUGCUUCAAGAUCGCGAGGCGCUUCAGCAAGAACAAGAGCAGUUUGACCAGCUCAACUCCAAUGAUCCCUUCGACCAGCAGGCCCGCGAAGAGCGACUGCGUCAGUUCCAUGCUCUGAGAGCCCAAGAAGGCGACUUUGGGAUGCGGACCGUUGACGGCUUGCCAACUCACCCAGCCGCUUCCGUCCAGGAUGCCGAAGCUGCUGCUACCAGUGAAGAGCUAGCUAUGGAAGCCCUCUCAGCUGAUGAGCCUAUUGAUGAGCCUACUCUCACUCUGUCUCAACAGGUCCACAAGGCUGCUUCUGCCCAGCGUCAACAGCAGGAGCAAGACCAGCAUGCUCAGGCUGUCCCUGAAAAUGUCUGGGGAGUUAAGACCGAUAGCGCUAUGCCUCACCCCUUCCCCCCGCCUCCCUCUGCGUCGCCUUUGCCCGCUCCCGCUGCUCAGCGCAACCGCCAGAACAUGGCUGAAUCUCUGGUUGCCGACUCUCAGUCUCGGACCCAAACCCCAAUUGAUGCGGCACCCACUUCUGUCGCCCCUUGGGCAAAGGAUAACGUUGAAGUGCCGAAGGGUCCCUCUCUGAAGGAGAUCCAAGAGGCUGAAGCUCGCACUGCUGCCCAGCGCGAGGAACACGCCGCCGCCGCUCGUCGUGCUCAGUUCCUUGCCGAGCAAGAGCGUCUCAGCCAUGCCCAGGCUCAGGUUGUCCCUGGUCUUCCCUCUUCCGCAAACUGGGCCAGCUCUGGAUCACCGGCUACUCCUACUGCCGCCAGCCCAGCCUGGAACACUAAGAGCCAGCCCGCACCUAUCACCAGCACCGCAAAGAAGACUCUGGCUCAGAUUCAGAAGGAAGAGGAGGCCCGCAAGCAGCGCCAAGCUGCUAUCAACGCCGCUGCCGCUGCUCAACGCUAUGCCGAGCUUGCCAGCAAGGCCCCUGCUGCUACUACUGCCGCCGCCGCCAGUGCUGCCCCUGUUGCUUCUGGUGCUUGGACAACUGUCGGGGCUAGUGGCAAGGCUAAGACUCCUCUUGCCGCCCCCCUUGGACCUCGUUCGACCAGCGGUACCAUUCCUGUUGCACCUGCUUCUGUGUCCAAGCCCCGCCCUACCAUCGCCACUCGUACUGUGACCGGUGGCAGCGUGUCUCAGGGCAGCUCUAACCGCGCCAUGGAGGAGUUUACUAAGUGGGCUAAGCUGUCUUUGGGCAGGGGCCUGAACAGUAACAUCAAUGUGGAUGACUUUGUUCAGCAACUUCUUUUCCUGCCUGCCGAGGCCGAGAUCAUCUCUGACUCUGUCUACGCAAACUCCCAGACCUUGGAUGGUCGCCGCUUUGCCGACGAGUUCAUCCGCCGCCGCAAGCUUGCUGACAAGGGUGUCGUUGACCCCGUCUCGCCCAGUGCCUUCGCCGAGCAGAAGAACGGCGGUGGCUGGAACGAGGUUGCUAAGAAGGGAUCUGCCUCGAGUGCUACUCCCUCUGCCCGUGAGGAGGAGAGCAAUGCUGCAUUCAAGGUCGUCGCCCCCGCAAGAAGGGCAAGCGCUAGUGGCGUGCAUAGUUAG
Penicillium manginii is the source of this 4452-nucleotide messenger RNA. RefSeq names its product GYF domain-containing protein. Bases 1 to 4452 code for a protein of 1483 amino acids. The transcript is spliced from 6 exons. The record is from RefSeq and is a predicted model, not a curated record. Gene Ontology annotation, molecular function: protein binding. Lineage: Eukaryota; Fungi; Ascomycota; Eurotiomycetes; Eurotiales; Aspergillaceae.